Molecule: messenger RNA, 3978 nt
Organism: Knipowitschia caucasica
Lineage: Eukaryota; Metazoa; Chordata; Actinopteri; Gobiiformes; Gobiidae
Source: the annotation of a GenBank genome assembly
AUGAAACUUACCUUUCCCACAACCUACGCAAAAAGGACCACUAAAGCAAAGGAUUUACAGAAACCAGGCAUGGAGGAGCUGACAAUAUGGGAACAACACACUAUUACAUUAGUCAAAGAUUCCAAAGUGGGGUUUGGCUUCGCUCUGUCCGGGGGGAAAGACAAGCCUCACCCGGACAGCGGCGAUACAACGGUGGUGAUCUCAGACGUGCUGCCGAAUGGACCGGCCAUGGGACGCCUCUUCACAAAGGAUCAGGUGGUCAUGGUCAAUGGGGUUUCCAUGGAGAACGUCCACUCCAACUACACCAUUCAGAUCCUCAAGACGUGCGGAAGGACAGCUAACAUUACAAUAAAACGUCCCAGAAAGAUCCAGAUCCCCGCCACCACCUCCAAACCGAGCAGAGCUGUGUCCCACUCCAACCUGCUGGAGAACGACUCGCCUCGGAGACCACGGCGGUACUCUGACGGCAGCGACAACCGUGACCACGACCGGUACCGCUCCAGAGCACGCAGCUCCUCUCCCAACCGCAACGGCCAUAGCACCCUCCCCCUGAUGUCCACCGCCUACAAGCAACUGCCCCACGGAGUCACAGACAAACCCAUCAGAACCACGCUGAUCAAGAAGAGGAUCUCUGAUGAGUACGGACUGAAGUUGGGAAGUCAGAUUUUCAUCAAGCACAUGACGGACACUGGACUGGCUGCAAAAGAGGGCACUCUGCAGGAAGGAGACCUCAUCCUCAAAAUUAAUGGUAUGGUCACAGAGAACCUGUCGUUACUGGAGACAAAGCACCUGGUGGAGAAGAGCAGAGGAAAACUGACCAUGACUGUGCUAAGAGACGACCGCAGGUUCCUGGUCAGUAUCCCGGAGGUGGUGGACAGCGCCCCCAACAGCGAGGACGAGCGCAGGCGGGACAGCAGCUCUGAACUGGAGGAUAUUUCAGACCUGGAUGAUGAUGUGCCCACACACAGACCACGUCAGCCUACGAGAGAGAAGCGCACACGCAGGAUUCGCGCUGAACAACCAGUGGCUGUGGCCCGGUCUCGGGACUCUUCGCCGGUACGCUCGACGCUCCCACGGCCUCCAUUGAAAACCUACGCUCCUCGCAGACCUCCGUCUGAAUCCGAGUCGGACCGUAGUGCAUCUCCCCCUCCAAGAAGGCACACUCCAGAUGUGAGGGAUAACUCAAGUAAAUACAAGAGCUUAUCUGGUGUGUCAACGUUGCCCAACCCAAAGUCCUCUCCUCUGGCCCCCUCCUGGAGUGUGGACAGACCCUCUUCUACCUCAUCUCACCCUCGCAAACCUGUCUCGGACUCAGACUCUGACCGCAGCCCUUCUCCGCCUCCCACUCGAGAGAGCUCCACGCUGGAUAGAUACAAACCGCUUCCAGAUCUGGCCUACGCAGGGAUGAGAGGUUCACCCAUCACUGUCCGCAGUGAGCCCUACCGGAGGGUCAGCUCCCCUGUCAAAUCCCCUCCCCCAGACUCUGAGUCGGAGUCUGAAGAAAGUACUGGACGUCCACAAAGGCAGAGCACCGCCUACAGCCAUGACUCGUACAGCAGAUACAGGGUUCUCCCAGACGUCUCCAUGGACCCUCCCCUUUGGAGCAGCACCAGUGCCCCGGCCAGCAACCCCCCACCCAAAGCUGCCUCGGAGACUGAAUCAGAGGCCAGUUACGCAUCAGUGCCGCGGCGAGAGUCGACCAACAGUGAGCUCUCCAAUCGGGGCAACAAUCGAUACAGAGUCCUGCCCGAGUCCAGUGUAGUCGCAGUGAAACCGGAGGCGCCCACCAGACCGCCCCCCGAUGAUUCAUCAGAGUCAGACCAGCUUUUCCAUCUCCGCCGUUCAGGCAGUUCUGAGAGAGAGGACACCCACCACAGUGCUCCUCGUGGUGCAAAGAGAAUAGGAACGGGCAAGUCCGGUAUUUCUGUCAAAAGCAACCCAUCACUCUACACCAAAGCUGCAGAGGAGCCGAUCUACCUGCUACCGCCAGAUUCGUAUCCAGCCACGACACCUGGGUACAGCUCUGACGUCCACACCGUGUCCUUUGUGAAAGAGGGCAGUGUGGGGCUGCGGCUGGUCGGAGGAAACGACGUGGGGAUAUUUGUGGGCGGAGUCCAACCCAACAGUCCUGCCUACAACCAGGGCAUGAAGGAAGGGGACCAGAUCAUGCAGGUGAAUAAAGUUGAUUUUGGCCAUUUCACACGAGAAGAAGCGGCCAACUUCCUUCUCAAUAUCAAGAACGGAGAGCGGGUGGCAAUCGGCACACAGAAUAAAAUGGAUCUUUAUAGGAAGAUUAUUAAAUCCAAUCUGGGAGACAAUUUUUAUGUCCGGACACAUUACGACCAUGAAGCAGAGGGCUCCAUUGGCCUAAACUUCACCAGAGGAGAGGUGUUCCGGGUGGUUGACACCAUGUACAAGGGGAAGCUGGGCAGCUGGAUGGCCAUUCGAAUAGGCAACGACCUGCACGAGCUCGACAAGGGCACCAUCCCCAACCAGGCCAGGGCUGAGAAGUUUGCCGCCAUGGAGCAGGCGCAGCGGGCUAUUGGAGGAAGAACAAAGACUGAUUCUGGGCCGAGAGCGGAAUUCUGGAAAAUCCGUGGUCUGAGAGGAAACAAGAAAAACGAUAAGAGCAGGCGGACGAGGGAAGACCUGCUGCAGCUCACCAUACAGGGAAAGUUCCCCGCCUACGAGAGGGUCCUGCUCCGAGAAGCAAAUUUCAAACGGCCAAUUGUCAUUCUGGGACCUCUCAAUGAUAUCGCAAUGGAGAAGCUGGCUCAGGAAAUGCCUGAUGAAUACGAAGUGGCAGAGAUGGUUCCUCGAAGUGGCUCUGAAGACAGCGCCUCUACAGUCAUUAAACUGGAUACCGUGCGGAGAAUAGCAGAGAAGGACAAGCACCCCCUGCUGGACAUCACUCCCACUGCAGUGGAGAGACUGAACUACAUCCAGUAUCACCCAAUGGUGUUGUUCUUGGACCCUCACAGUCGAAAAGAUGUUAAAGCCAUGAGGCAGCGGUACAGCCCCAACUCCAACAAGAGCUCCAGACGACUCUUCUCCCAGGCACUCAAGCUCCGCAAGGACUGCAGUCACCUAUUCUCUUCUCGUAUUGACUUGCAGCCCCACAAUCAUGUUUGGUAUGAGGUGUUGAAAGAUAAAAUUCGCCAUCAACAAUCUAAACCUGUCUGGGUGUCUGAAGUCACGCUGGAGGCUGGUGGCGAGCAGGACCUGGAUACCUUGGACCAAACCACGUCAGACUAUCUGAGUGCAGCCAGCGACUUGGAGGACACAGACGGAGAGGGCUUUACUGAUGACGCAUACACUGACAACGAGGAGCUAGAGGAGGCAUACCCCAGCCAGGACCCUCCCCGAGCCAAACAUACUUCCAGAGGGACCAGCUCAGCCUUAGCCCGCUCUUCUGAACCCGCGUACGGAGACAGCCCCAUUCCGGAUCACACCUCAGAUAGCAGUUCCCACAGAGACCACAGAGAGAUCCCACCACUCAUGCACGUUCCGGAGCCCAGAACCUACAGGCCGGAGAACUACAGCCCCUCGCAAAGCCCGACCGAGGAGGAGGAAACGGUCCACCGCAGUUUCACAGACUCAGACUUCAGUGCUCUGGAGGGAGUUCAGCCCACGACCCCUUCCGAAGGACCGCCUGACUUUGUGGCACCAGACCCCACACUGAGGUACUCUGUGCACGAGCAGUCGGCCGAUGAAGAGGAGGAGGAGGAAGAGGCUAGAGAAAGUCCACAGCUCGCAAGUCUUUCAGCGAUAGAGGAGAAACUCGAGCAGGCUCGUCAGGCAGAACCACAAGCACAACCGGAGGAGAGGAAGACCCCCACGUUCAUAGUGCUGGCGCACCAUCACCAGGCCGUUCAGUUCAGACGCACACAGAUCCGAGGCAGCGACAGCUCAGAGGAAGAUGAAAUUGAUGAUGACGAGACUGAGGACAUUGAAUGGGGUCCUGCUACAGAACUAUAG